Molecule: messenger RNA, 1758 nt
Organism: Angiostrongylus costaricensis
Lineage: Eukaryota; Metazoa; Nematoda; Chromadorea; Rhabditida; Metastrongylidae
Source: the annotation of a GenBank genome assembly
AUGGAUCAUUUGGUUCGUCUGUUCGCCGCCCUGCCACGUACUACUCGGGGAUUUCCCACGGUUAUUGCUUCCAGUCCAAAAGGGGAUAAAAUGAUCUACUGUAAUGGAAACUCCGUCUUUAUCGUGGAUGUCGAGAACAUCACUGACGUCGAUAUUUACACUGAGCAUUCGGUGCCCACUACUGUUGCAAAGAUGAGCCCGAGUAGUUUCUACGUUGCUUCUGGGGAUACGGCUGGAAAUGUUCGCAUUUGGGACACGACCAAUGUUACUCAUAUCCUCAAAGCAACCUAUCAGGUUCGUUUUUUCGGGAAGCGUUCGAGAUAUCCGAUUGGCUGUGGUUGGCGAAGGUUCGGUCAUGUAUUCUUGUUCGAUACUGGAACAUCAAAUGGCAACCUUUCUGGUCAAUCCCGUCCUGUGAGCAGCAUCGAUUUUCGUUCAUCGAGACCUUACCGUCUCGUUAGUGGUUCGGAAGACAACAGUGUGGCUAUGUUUGAGGGCCCUCCUUUCAAGUUUAAGACAACUUUCCAUGAACACUCACGUUUUGUUAACUCUACAAGGUACAGCCCUGAUGGAUCACUCUUUGCUAGUGCUGGAGCUGAUGGGAAGGUUGUCAUAUUUGAAGGUAUAGACGGAGCCAAGAUUGGCGAAUUGGGCGACGUAGCUCACGCUGGUAGUGUUUUUGCUUUGGCGUGGUCACCAUGCGGUCAACGAAUCGCUACUGCAUCCGGUGAUAGAACUAUUAAGCUUUGGAAUGCUGCUGAGAGAACUCUAGAUAAAACUGUGACUUUCGGGGAUUCUGUUGAAGAUCAACAGGUCGGUGUCUCAUGGAGUUCUAAAGCACUUGUGUCCGUGUCCCUUUCAGGAUUUCUCAAUUUCAUCGACGCCUCAGGAAGUGUCUCCAAGGUUGUACAUGGCCACAAUAAGGGAAUUACAGCAUUGGCUGUGAGCGACUGUAAGGAAUGGUUGAUCACUUCAGACUUCGAAGGAAAUAUCACCCGCUGGAAUGUUAAAAGUGGUCAGUCCAAACGAAUUUCUCCUACACUUCAUAAAUCACAGGUACGCAGCUGGUUGCUUAGAUCUCAGGUAAUCUUCAUUUCUUGGUCACUUGUGCGUGGGACGACACUGUCUGCUUUACAUUCUUUACCCUCCACGAGUGUGAAGCUACUGUCACAACCAGUUGGCGUCACUUCCUCCAUCAGCGGCGACAUUACCGUCGUAGCUUGUUGCAAAAAUAUAUUUGAUCAAAAGCUUUCUACGGAACUCACUGUAUCGUUUAACCCAUCUUGUGUUGCGCUUUCGGACAGUGUAGUUGCUGUUGGAGGCCAGGACUCCAAGGUGCACGUUUAUUCGUUGAAUGGGACUACCCUUGUCGAAAAGAAGUUGUUAUCCCAUUCCUCGCCAAUCACAAGUGUUACUUUUUCUCCAAAUGGAGAGUUUCUCGUAGCUACCGAUAGUGGUCGCAAGGUGGUUCCUUAUUCGAUCGCUGGCGACUUCAAAGUUAUUGCGGAGAAGGAAUGGACUUUCCAUACGGCUAAAGUGAAUUGUGUUGCAUGGAGCACAGAUAAUUGUCAUAUUGCGACUGGUGGCCUGGAUACGAACAUCAUUAUUUGGGAUAUUAAACGAAGUGGAGAGCAUCCGAUUAUCAUUAAAGGUGCUCACGCCAUGUCACCAGUGAAUGGUCUCAGUUUCCUUAAUGAGAACGAACUCCUCAGUGUUGGCCAAGAUGCGAAUGUAAAACACUGGAAAGUCUCUCUGUAA